AGGGUGAUCCCAUUCGCAGUGCCACCGGUCGCCGCCUAUACCUUGCAUCAACAUACUCGUCAUUGGAUGCAUUACAGCUCGGGGACCUUGUUUCCACCCCGAACACCGCACAAGAAGUGAAUAGAUACUUCGCCUGACGGAGUGUCACAACAGGACAUAAACAAUUUGAGAAUGACUACUAAAGGUGUCAAGGUACGGAAUAGAAUAAAGCAUCUCCCAUUCUCUACUUCGCUCACUCAUAUCUGAGCAAUGUCAAUGUCACCUCGCAUAGUUGCUGUGUUUGGAGCCACUGGAACUCAAGGCUCAUCUGUCAUGCAAGCUCUACUAGCAGAUGGUACAUUCGUGCCGCGUGCAAUCACCCGAAACUGCAGUUCGGAGAAAGCGUUGAAGCUGAAGACUCUUGGGGCCGAGGUUGCACAAGCUGAUUUAGGGGACAUUGACUCGUUAAAGCAAGCCCUGUCCGGUGUUGAAGCCGUUUAUGGGAUCACUGACUAUUAUGAUCCCAAAAACGUCACUCAAGGUCACAACAGCGAAAUGCUACUCGGGAAGAAUCUCGUUGACGCUGCCAAAUCAAUGGACGUUAAGUACUUCAUUUGGAGUUCUCUUCCGCAUUGUACAAGGGUGUCCAACGGGAAGUAUGCAAAUGUUUACCAGUUCGACAACAAAGCUGACAUAGAUGACUAUCUACGAGACUCCGGUGUGCCCCAUUCCAUUCUACACACCGGCUGGUUUUCGGAGAAUCUCUGGAAUUACAAUAAUCUCGUCUUUGUGCCGGACUCCGAUUGCCUAGAGCUAAACGUGCCCAGAUAUGACUCUCAAUCUCCUCAGUAUAUCACUUGGGUUGAGCGGGACCUUGGCCAGUGCGCAUUAGCGCUCCUCAAGCACUACAAAGAUCCUGAAUCAGAAAUUCUCUCAUGCACGUUUUAUGCUGUCAGUGCAAAGUUGAACUACAUUCAAUUUGCAUCAAUCCUCCAGCAGGCAUUAGGGAAGCCAGUAUCAUUUGUGUCCUCCCCGACCACUGGAAUGCAGGAAAUGGACGAGAUGUAUGCUUUUCAGUCCGAGUUUGGACUAUACCCGCAUACCACUAUCCCUGAUCCACGAUUAAUCAAUUUAGGGGUGAAGUUCCAUACCAUGGAGGAAUUUUCGCAGGAAAUCAAAGGCAGAUUUGUUUAAAUCUCAUUAUGAACAAA
Molecule: messenger RNA, 1190 nt
Organism: Suillus subaureus
Lineage: Eukaryota; Fungi; Basidiomycota; Agaricomycetes; Boletales; Suillaceae
Exons: 10
Coding region: 250-1173 (307 amino acids)
Source: RefSeq, a predicted model, not a curated record